Molecule: messenger RNA, 1148 nt
Organism: Brassica napus (rape)
Lineage: Eukaryota; Viridiplantae; Streptophyta; Magnoliopsida; Brassicales; Brassicaceae
Exons: 1
Coding region: 137-940 (267 amino acids)
Source: RefSeq, a predicted model, not a curated record
AUAAAAGAGAGCAACGCUUCCUCUGUUUCUAUCAAACCUCUUCAGGACUCUUUUUUUUCCGUUUCAGUUUUUCUUUUUUCAAGAAAGAGAGAAACUCUGUGUGUUUGUAUUUAUUUGGAUCUAAUUGUUAAAAAAGAUGCAAGUUGUUUCUCCUUUAUCUCCGGCGACGAGAUUCGUCGGAGAAGAGAGCUUCGCCGAGCUUUACGGCAAACUAAACGCUGACUUCAGCUCGAAACUGAAGGUCGGUUUUACAAACGAGGAAGAAGAAAAGAACAGAGAUGACAACAAGUCUUGGUGGAAUCAAGAUGAUGAUGAUGAUGAGAGAGAAGAAGGAGAAGAAGAUGAAGAGUUCUCGUUCACGAGCUUAAACGCAGAUAACUCACCGAUAACCGCAGACGAAGCCUUCGAAGACGGUCAGAUCCGACCGGUUUAUCCACUCUUUAACCGGAAUCUCCUCUUCGAACCGGAAGAGAGAGAUCUCCGCUCGCCUCUCAAGAAGCUCUUCGUGGAGAGCGAGGAAGCCGCCACCACCGAAAGGGAGGAAGAAUCUGAGCCGAUGGGACCGUACUGCUCGUGGUCAGGCAGAACCGUGGUGGAGGAAGCUUCGCCGGAGACUUGUCGGAAAAGCAGUUCGACGGGGUUCUCGAAGCUGUGGAGGUUUAAAGAUCUCGUUUCGAGAAGCAACAGCGACGGAAAAGACGCGUUUGUGUUUCUGAAUCACGGCGACAAGAAGAAGCAGUCUUCUUCUAAGCCGGCGGCUAAAUUGAGCGGCGGCGUGAAGAGAACGGAGACGAAAACGACGAGAUCGGCACAUGAGAGGUUAUACAUGAGGAACAGAGCGAUCAGAGAAGAAGGGAAACGAAGAUCGUAUCUUCCUUACAAACAUGUCGGAUUCUUCACCAAUGUCAAUGGACUUACUAGAAAUGUUCAUCCUUACUGAUUCCAACUUCUUGUGCGUUUUAAAAAAAAAAAACACAAAUUACUUAAAAUGGUUUAAUUUCUUCCCGACAAAACUUUCCCUUUGUAUAUACUUUUUGUCUUAACUUUGCCUGUAUUAUAUAACCUUCUUCUUGAAUAUAGUAAAAGUUGCUUAUUAACUUUUCAGUUCACUUGUAUCAUUUGAAUAAAUGAUUAUUUGUUUUUUUUGA